ACAUCUCUAACGCGCCUGCAGGGACAGCCUGAACACAGAGAAUGUGGAGGGAAAGACGGACGCCGGGAGCCUCGACCAGUGGCCUGGGACACCCCUGCCGACACCGCGACAGCUCAGGAGCCCCACGACACUACUCUCCAGCCCCAGGCCAGUCUGAACCCGUGACGGGCACUUGUCGUGGUCCCGAGGCAGCGCCCGGUGACGGCAGCCGCUGGUGCCGCUCCCCCCUACAUCGGUUGCCCUGGGACCUCUGUCCGUGGGCCCCCGCUGUCUCGGCAUUUUCCCGGGCACUCAGCUCGGGUGGCAUUUCAGCCCACGGUUUGUACCUGCCGGGGAUGGAGUGAGGCCCCGCGGGGAGCCCCAGGCCACAGACUCUAUUGCCUAUUUGCUGCUAGACAAAAUAGCCUCCAGUCUGGCGGUGCGUCUGCUGCGUGGCCAUCUCUGGAAACUCACUGAGUUCCACGCCCACAAUCGAGUUGGGGAGGCAGUGCUUGGGGGGAGGUGGGCCUGCACGUGGGGAGAAUGUGCUAGAAGGCUUCUCUGCAUGGCCUCCUCUUCUGGAUCCUCCAGGCCCCAGAGACCAGAGAAGGAUCCCGGAGCUCAAACCCUGGCCACCAACCAGGACGGGUGCCCCUGCCACCGUCAGUGGAGGAAAGGGAAGGAAGCCAGCCAGUGUGAGGCCCCCGGCUCCCGGCCGGCCCCACAGUCUGCCUGGGAGGUGGUGGCCGGGUGUGAAGGGGGGCACGUGCAGGCUGAGGAGAGGCAAGGAAGGAGAAGGCCUCCUCCUGCUCUCCUCCUCCUCCUCCUCCUCCUUCUGCAGGGUGGUGGUGGGACACACCUGACUAACCUGUUCACCUAAGCAGCCAUCGGCCAUGUGGCCUCGGGGGACCCACGGCGUGGGUAGACUAGGAGGGUCUCCGGGGAGGACCUCAGCACCCUGUUGGGACGAUGCUAAAAGGCCCGCGUGGCCCACACCCUUGACCGUGGACGCCCGCCCCAGCCUCUGCUCCCUGCUUGAAAGCGUGCAUCUCGGUAGGGACUCUCGAGACCCACGGGCCCGGAGAACGACCUCUGACCUCUUGAAGGACGCAGGCCAGCGGAGGUCAGCCGGCACCCGGGGAGCUAGGUGUGGGAUGGAUGGACGGUCUGGGGUUGGCCCCGGAUGUUGGGUGUGUUACUUUUUUCUAAAGAUUUUUUUUUUAAUUUAUUUGUUCGACAGAGAGAGAGAGAUCACAAGUAGGCAGAGAGGCAGGCAGAGAAAGAGGGGGAAGCAGGCUCCCUGCCGAGCAGAGAGCCCGAUACGAGGCUCGAUCCCAGGACUCUGAGAUCAUGACCUGAGCCGAAGGCAGCGGCUUAACCCACUGAGCCACCCAGGGGCCCCUGUUGGGUGUGUUACUUUAAAGCCAUAGACGAGGCUCCCCUUGCCCAGGGAAGGACCGGGUGUGGCCAGAAGGUUGGCGUGCCGACAGGUCACUCGUGUGGCUGGCCCUUUAUCAGGUCACUGGCUGGCUGGCUUGUGAUGUCACCCCCCAAGUAACUGGAGCCCCUUUGUGAUGUCCCCGGGCCGCCCUGUUAUCAAGGGGUGCAGCCGGCCAGGCCGCACUCGCAGGUCUACAGGAAGGAGGGGCGCGCCGGAGCGGAGUAUGGCCAGCAAGGAGAAGCGGGGCCCGCCGGGCCCGGCGCAGGGCUUGGGGCCGCCGCCCUCCCCUCCAGAAGAGGGGGCUCCUGCCGCCGUGGGCCCGGAGAGCAGCGCUCCUCCAGCACAGCCUCCGCUCACCCUGGCGCAGCCGCAGCCGGUGUCCCCUGGGGACCCUGGCUUCAGGCUGCUGCUGGAGGAAAACGCUUUCCAGGCCUUGGCCCAAGAGCCUCUGCUCAAAAGGCCGCGCACCUCCCAGGACGCCCUGUCGGUGGGAGAAGGCAGCCUCCUCUGCCUGCCCUUUCCCAAGAGGCUGUGGGCCAUCGUCAACAGCACCCAGUUUGCGUCCAUUUGGUGGGCCAAGGAUGGCACCUGCAUAGGCAUCAACGAGAAGCUGUUUCAGAAGGAGGUUUUGGAGCGGGAGGGUCCGGACAAAGUGUUCGAAACGGACUGUAUGAAGAGUUUCGUCCGCCAGCUCAACCUGUAUGGAUUCAGCAAACUGCGCCGGGACGUGCACACAUCCAUCUGCCUUACCAGCUUUCUCACCGGAGGGGCCCCUGUUCACGUCCUGAGCAAGUUACAGUUCUACAGGAGCCCCUUCUUCAAGAGAGACUGUCCUCACCUGCUCCUGAGGAUGAAGAGGAGAGUGGCCGUGAAAUCCACAGUAAGGCAGAUGGAAAGCAAGCCCGAGCCCGACACCCUGGGCGUCCCCCCGGCGGCACCGACACCCGGCCCGCGGCACGAGGGAGUCCUGUCCUCUGCCGGGGACCCGCCGGAGCCAGAGAGCAGCCCGCAGGGCGACGGCCCCACCAUCCAGGGCAGGAGCGGGUCGGCCCCUCCUGCCAUUGCCGGCGCGGCGGCCAGGACCACCGUGGCCGACACCCGCGCCGCGGCAGGCCGGCCCGUGCACGGCCAGCCCCAGGGUGCCCAGGCGUCCAUCUGCCUCGCGCCGCCCGUGGCCCAGCCCGCGACCUUCCCCUGGGUCUGUGUCACCCUGCCCCCCGCGCAGAUACACCCUUUCGCGUCGGGGCUGGGCCUCGCCCCCGGGCCCCCCGUGCUCCUCCCCGGGCCCACCGUGCAGCUCCCCGUGGCUGGGCUGCUGCCGCUCUACCACCCCUGGGGGCCCGGCGUGGCCGUUCUGCCUGGUGUGGCUGCCGGACCCGUCACCCCCGUGACCCUGACCCCUCACCCCCCGAGCCCCUUCCACUGCUGUCCCGACUGCCGCUGUUUCCCCGAGUACCUGCCACCGACCGCUCGGCCCCCCGAUGGCCCCCGCUAGGCACACCACCGCAGCCAGGGCCGUCUGGUUGUCGGAAAUCAGGCAGGUUAAUAAAACGUGUCAGAGAGGGAGCCCCUUGUUGAUGAACCCAGUGC
Mustela lutreola (European mink) is the source of this 3010-nucleotide messenger RNA. Its product is annotated as heat shock transcription factor, X-linked-like. NCBI's taxonomy places the organism in Eukaryota, Metazoa, Chordata, Mammalia, Carnivora, Mustelidae. Gene Ontology annotation, biological process: regulation of DNA-templated transcription. Gene Ontology annotation, molecular function: DNA-binding transcription factor activity; sequence-specific DNA binding. Bases 1554 to 2915 code for a protein of 453 amino acids. The record is from RefSeq and is a predicted model, not a curated record. The transcript has 2 exons.